AAGCCAGCACAGGCAGGGAAGCUCAGCAAAGUAGAAUGAGCGGAGGCCAAGACACGGCCCAUUUCCCUUGACAGGGCUGGGCUCCCCAGCACAUGGGCUACUAGCGCACUGAUGGUGUGUCACAGGGCUCGCUUUGACAGCGGGCAGGAGGAGUGGGGCGGCAGCCUGUGUGCCCAGCGACCUAUCCCCCGAGGAGUGCCAGGAGCUUGAAAACAUCCGUCGACGCAAGCAGGAGCUGCUGGCGGACAUACAGCGCCUGAAAGAUGAGAUAGCAGAGGUGACUAAUGAAAUCGAGAACCUGGGGUCCACAGAAGAGAGGAAAACAAUGCAGAGAAACAAGCAGGUGGCAAUGGGCAGGAAGAAGUUCAACAUGGACCCUAAGAAGGGGAUCCAGUUCUUGAUUGAAAACGACUUGUUGAAGAACACAUGUGAUGACAUUGCCCAGUUUCUCUACAAGGGGGAAGGGCUCAACAAGACAGCCAUUGGUGAUUACUUGGGUGAAAGAGAUGACUUCAAUAUCCAGGUGCUGCAUGCGUUUGUGGAGCUGCAUGAGUUUACUGACCUCAACCUGGUGCAGGCACUGCGGCAGUUCCUCUGGAGCUUCCGGCUGCCAGGGGAAGCUCAGAAAAUUGACAGAAUGAUGGAGGCUUUUGCACAACGAUACUGCCAAUGCAACCCUGGUGUCUUCCAGUCCACAGAUACUUGUUAUGUGCUCUCCUUUGCUAUCAUCAUGCUCAACACCAGCCUGCACAACCCCAAUGUCAAGGACAAGCCAUCAGUGGAGCGUUUCAUUGCCAUGAACCGUGGCAUCAAUGAUGGUGGAGACCUGCCCGAGGAGCUGCUCAGAAACCUCUAUGAGAGUAUAAAAAAUGAACCUUUCAAAAUUCCCGAGGAUGAUGGCAACGAUUUGACGCACACCUUCUUCAACCCCGACCGUGAGGGCUGGCUUCUGAAACUUGGAGGUGGACGGGUGAAGACGUGGAAACGGCGAUGGUUCAUCUUGACAGAUAACUGCCUUUACUACUUUGAGUAUACCACGGACAAAGAACCACGAGGCAUCAUCCCAUUGGAGAAUCUGAGUAUCCGUGAGGUAGAGGAUUCAAAAAAGCCAAAUUGCUUUGAACUGUAUAUUCCUGACAACAAGGACCAGGUGAUUAAGGCAUGCAAGACCGAGGCAGAUGGGCGUGUGGUGGAAGGGAACCACACUGUGUACCGCAUCUCUGCACCCACCCCAGAGGAGAAGGAAGAGUGGAUCAAAUGCAUCAAAGCUGCCAUCAGCCGGGACCCAUUCUAUGAGAUGCUCGCAGCACGCAAGAAGAAGGUGUCCUCUACCAAGCGACAUUAGUUUCCCCUGGUCUACUUGAACGGUGGCAGCAGCAUUGGCAGCUGAUGCCGCUCAGUCCCCUGGCAGAGGGCGAAGAGGCUGUGCAAAACCACCUGCCACCCUGACUGGGGAGACUAGCUUCAACUUCCGCUAUUCUUUUCUGGCUUGGGGGGCAGGAGGGAGGGGCUAAACUAACAGCAGCCCUCGCUGACUCUUUACUACAAGGAGGCCGUCUUCCUUGCUAGUCCCUCCACUGGUCUGCUUGAAGCCAACUGCAGCAUCAGUAGUCCAAAGGUCAGGAAGGGAGGCUGUCGUCGUCUUCCAUUCCCCACCACUUGUCAUUGCUUGAGCUGGUGGGGGGGCAGAGUGUGUAAUGUAGAGAGAAGGGGCAAAAAUCCAUUCAAGCUGCCAUUGGGAAGACUCACUGUGCUUGGUGCUGGUUUAAUACUCUGAGACCCAGAACUAGGCAUGGACUGUGUACUGUGAGGGCACUGCUCCCUCUGCAAUAACAAGGGGUCAAGACUCUAGCUUUGCAGCAUAGAGAUUCCUGUGCCACUCUCUGGCUUGACAUUACUACCUUUUUCUUUAGUUGAGCAAGCCUUUUGGCUUCUUUCCUCCCCAAAGCAAUGGAGCUUCUUGAUUUCCAGGGGGUUCUCCUUAAUAAGAAGUUUUAUGAACUGUGUUGGGUAAAGAGCAACAGAGAAUGUCACCCCCAGCAACUAACAUGCAGAGUAGCCGGUCAGCCACCUCCAAAAGCUGUAUCGCCCUUGUUCUAGAGGGCACUGACUUAGGCUGUCUCUGAGGCCAGCAUGGGGCUCACUGCUCCACUGUGCCAUCAGGAGCAGGUGAGGCUGUUGUGAGCCAGGGGAGGGGCAUGUGUGGCUGUGGGUGGGCCCAGUGGGGUAACCCUUGCUGAUGCUUUACAGGGUAUUCUGCCAACGGCUACUCGUAGUUGGGCGUGAUCCUGUCUUAUGCAGGCAGCCCAGAGCACUUGUCAUCUUUUGUUACCUUUGCAGCUGAUAGCUCGAGAUCUUGAAAAGGAGAGAGCUGGCAGCAUUCCUCUACAGAAGGAAAAGAGGUGUCUGUCUUGCUGCGGUUGUAUUUUUCAGCAGGGAUGGGGGUUCGGUGGGUUAGGGCAGAGGCUGCCCGGAAGCACAAGCAGGUGGGUGGUGAGGGGGAGACGGGUGGGACUGCUGAUGUUUGAAAUAUGCUGCUGGGGAGUUUCUGGCUGCCUUGAGGUUUGUAUGUGUGUGGGAGGUGGGGCUGAUCUGUUAGAAGAUUGCCUUCCCCUUGUUAAAGGAUCAUGGUGCUCUUCAUCUAUUGGACACCUUGACAAACUCCACUUUCUUGACGCAGUAUUGGAGUAUUUAUCUGAGAUGUACAUACUCUGUAUAGAUUUUUUCCCCCCUCCUUUUAGAUUUAUUUGUAUUUGUUUUAAAUAAAAAAACCCUGUUUUUGUGAAACAGAACAGGAUUCUGAAGCACUGCUGUGGCACAAGGGGAAAGCAAGGGGGUUGUGGGAAGAGGGUGGAAGGUUCAGACCACUUGGGUACAGUUUUAUUCUGAAUCCUUUUCCUUUUUUUUAGUCUUUGCAACAACCUUGUGAUCUAGUGCAGAGCAACUGCAGCAAAUAAAUGUUGAUCUCACACUUGACUCAAA
Messenger RNA from Heteronotia binoei (common prickly gecko), 2982 nucleotides. RefSeq names its product cytohesin 1 (gene CYTH1). Gene Ontology annotation, molecular function: guanyl-nucleotide exchange factor activity. The coding region runs from base 326 to 1345 and encodes 339 amino acids. The record is from RefSeq and is a predicted model, not a curated record. Lineage: Eukaryota; Metazoa; Chordata; Lepidosauria; Squamata; Gekkonidae. Gene Ontology annotation, biological process: regulation of ARF protein signal transduction. The transcript has 13 exons.